AUGGCCUUCAAAAAAGUCGCUGUAAUCGGCCUUUGUGCCAUCCUGGUGGUGGCGGCAGCCGCCACUGCCGCCAUCUUCCUCAUUCGGGACAAACACGAAAACGAACAAAACGUUCACGAAAACAUCAACCAAUCCCAAAAGGCAGCCAUUCAAGACCUCUGCCAAACCACACACUACCAGCAAACAUGCGUCUCGACCCUCACCAAGGCCUCAAAUGCCUCCGACCCAAAAGCCCUCAUCGAGGCAGGCUUCCAAACAGCCAUUCAAGAACUCAAACGCGUGAUCAGCCAAACGACCCCUCUUCAAGAGGCUGCCAAGGACCCACGCACAGCUGGCGCCUACAAGACGUGCAGUAAGCUUCUGGACGACUCCAUUUACGAUCUCCAACAGACCGUCAAUCGAUUCGGAGCCCUGUUCGACACGACCGACGAUUUUCGCCUAUUGAUCGACGAUAUCAAAACCUGGCUCACGGGCGCCCUCACGUACCAAGACACGUGCAUGGAUUGUUUCGAGGGCAUAAACGGCGAAGCAAGCAAGAACAUGGAGAAGCUUCUGAAAAUAUCGCGCGAGCUCACGAUAAACGGGCUCGCAAUAGCAAAUGAGCUAACAGAGUUCCUAGCGCCAGCUGGUGGUCGCAAAACUAAUGGAGGUCGCAGGCUGUUUGGAGCAAGAGAUUCUCCUAAAUACGGGCUGAGGCUGAAAGAUUACGACUAUGGAUAUGAUUACAGAGGCAAAACUAAUGGAGGUCGUCGUAGGCUUUUGGAGGCCGCCGGGGCCAAGAGCAUCCGCCCGAACGUGGUGGUAGCGAAAGAUGGAUCGGGUAAAUACAAAACGGUUAACGAAGCCCUUCUAGAAGCCCCGCAGAACAGUAACAAGACUUUUGUGAUUUACAUCAAAGAAGGUGUGUACGAAGAAUACGUUACUGUGAACAGGACAACGUGGUCCGUAAUGUUUCUCGGGGACGGCCCCACCAAGACAAGGAUUGUCGGGGACAAGAGCUUCGUAGGGGGAUACGAAACAUUCUGGACAACAACCGUCGCGAUUGAGGGGGACGGUUUCAUAGCGAGGGACAUGGGGUUCGAGAACCGCGCAGGUCCCAAGAUGAUGCAGGCAGUUGCGGUGCGCGUAUCCGCUGACAUGUCGCUCUUCCACAACUGCCACCUGGACGGGUUCCAGGACACACUGACUCUUGUGAACCAGACUUCGGCCACUGUGCUCCAGAACUGUCGAAUCCUUCCAGGGCCUGACUACCCAGUGAACGACAAGUCGUACAAGGCGUAUUUGGGCAGGCCGUGGAAGGACUUCUCAAGGACAAUCGUGAUGGAUAGUGAGAUCGAUGGAGUGAUAAACCCUGACGGGUGGGCCACGUGGGAGGGCUCCACGGCGAAUCUGGGCACGUGUUGGUAUGCGGAGGUGAAUAAUAAGGGCCCAGGGGCUGACCUCAGCAGAAGGGUCAAGUGGCCAGGGAUUAAAGCCGUGUCUGUCCAAGGGGCAGCCGCGUUUGCCCCAGGGGAGUUUAUGGUUGGGGAUUCGUGGAUUGCCGAUAAGGGGAUACCAUACAAUCCGGGUCGGAUGGGAAUUGAAACAAUAAAACAGCUUAGAGGACCCCUCAGAGCNGAAAAUAUGGGUAGUGAUUCCAAGAAAAAGGUGGCCGUGGCCGGCUUGGCCUCGGUUCUCCUGGUCGCUAUGUGUGUGGCCGUUGCCGUCGGCGUCAACAAGAAGGGCGGCGGCGAGGUCUCUUCUGACACUGGCGGUGACAUCUCGGCCUCGACCAAGGCAGUCCACGCUAUCUGCUCCCCAACCGACUACAAGGAGACGUGCGAGGAGAGCCUGUCCAACGCCAACACCACCGACCCCAAGCAGCUUAUCAAGGCCGCUUUCGAGUCCACCGUAAAGAACAUCGAGGACGCUAUUAAAAACUCGGACCUCUUCAAGAAGGCCGCCGAGGACGAGCGCACCAAGGGCGCCCUCCAAGUCUGUGACGAGACCCUCGACACCUCCAUCGAGGACCUCCGGCGCUCGUUCGACAAGGUCGCCGACUUCGACAUCAGCAAGGUCGGCGAGACGGGAGAGAAGAUGAAGAAUCUAUUGAAGACGUCGGGUGAGCUUUUGAGCAACGGACUGGCCAUGGUGACUGACUUCUCAUCGAUCCUUUCAUCCCUCAACCUCGGUAGCUUCACGAGCCGUCGCCUCCUCCUGGCGGAGGACGGCAGCAUGCCCACGUACGUGGACGCAAAGGCUCGUAGGCUGAUGGCCGCAUCGCCUGCAAGCCUUAAGCCAAACGCGGUGGUGGCGCAAGACGGAAGCGGGCAGUACAAGACGAUCGCGGCAGCCCUCAACACCCUUCCCAAGAAGAGUAACGCGACUUUCGUUAUCUACGUCAAGGCCGGCGUCUACAAGGAGACCGUCAUCAUCCCCCGCCACGUCAACAAUGUCGCCAUCAUCGGUGACGGCCCCACAAAAACCCGCAUCUCCGGCAGCAAGAACUACGCAGACGGCACCCAGACAUUCCACACCGCCGUUCUCGCUGUGAACGGCGAGGGUUUCUUCGCCAAGGACAUCGGGAUCGAGAACACGGCAGGGCCCGAAAAGCACCAGGCGGUGGCCGUGCGCGUGUCGGGAGACAAAGCUGUUUUCUACAACGUGCACAUGGACGGGUACCAAGACACGCUCUACGCCCACGCGUACCGACAGUACUACCGCGACUGCACCGUCACGGGCACGAUCGACUUCAUCUUCGGGGAUGCGGUGGCCGUUUUCCAAAGCAGCCGAUUGGUGGUGCGGAAGCCGAUGGACAACCAGGCGUGCAUGGUGACCGCGCAGGGCCGCAAGGACAAACGCAGUGUAGGUGUCACUGUUGUCCAGAACUGCAACAUCGUGGCCGAGCCCGGGUUCUUGGCGGUGAAGCCAGCACUUUCGGCGUACCUCGGCAGGCCGUGGAAGGAGUUUUCACGCACUAUCAUCAUGCAGUCCAACAUCGACGGGUUCAUCGCCCCUGAAGGGUGGUCACCGUGGAUGGGGACCUUUGCGCUCGACACGCUGUACUAUGGUGAGUAUCAGAACCGUGGGGCCGGGUCGGACCUCAGCAAGAGGGUCAAGUGGAAGGGAAUCAAGAAGAUCACGCCAAAGAUCGCCGAGAGCUUCACCCCGCAGGUGGUUUUUGCUGGGGAUGAGUGGGUCAAGAGCGCCGCCGUGCCCUACGUGCCGGGCUUCGUGCAGAUCUGA
This is a messenger RNA of Striga asiatica, 3225 nucleotides long. NCBI's taxonomy places the organism in Eukaryota, Viridiplantae, Streptophyta, Magnoliopsida, Lamiales, Orobanchaceae. The record is from the annotation of a GenBank genome assembly.